Molecule: messenger RNA, 7068 nt
Organism: Pichia membranifaciens NRRL Y-2026
Lineage: Eukaryota; Fungi; Ascomycota; Pichiomycetes; Pichiales; Pichiaceae
Exons: 2
Coding region: 1-7068 (2355 amino acids)
Biological process (GO): telomere maintenance; protein phosphorylation; DNA damage checkpoint signaling
Cellular component (GO): nucleus
Molecular function (GO): protein binding; protein serine/threonine kinase activity
Source: RefSeq, a predicted model, not a curated record
AUGUCAGCAGAGACGCUGCAGAAGCUCUCUAAUAUCUUGGAUACCCUCGUAUGCCAAGAGUCUCCUGGCAAGCAACGAGACUCGAACUCCAUUAACGCGUUACUUUCCUCGGUGCUUGUUUCAUAUGAGAAUAGGAAGCUCGACAGAGACUUAACUCUCGGAGGGGACAGCGACCUGAAUGAGUCUGUUAUAGUAGGGAAGAUAUUUGCAGCACUCAAGUCGAUGUUCAGCAGAAACCCUUCGUUGCUCGUGGAGAACAACCGCCAUAUAACCGUCCUCAAAUCUGCUUUCCCCUUCUUCAACUGUCUAAAUUGCUCGGUAGAGCUGGCCGAUGAGGUGCUAUUUGUCUUGAUCCAAAUUUGUUCGGAAUGCUUCAGAAAAAAUCUCCUCAUAUACAACAGGUUGAUCUCUCAACAGAGAGAAUACAUCAUAAGAUACUUGGAAUCUCUUCUUUCAGAUAUUAUCAAAUCCUUCACUAAUUCUGAUAGCUCUGCAGUAUCGAUAGAAACGUUUAGCAAGGUCAAUGUUUCCAAAAUAGCCAAAAUCGCAAUAGCAAUAAAAAUUACCCAGUUUCUGGUUCAUCCUUCUAUUUACAAACUGUUUUUUGUACAGUAUCAAUCCUCGUAUAUACUGGAUUCCUACCUCUCCAAGUGCUGGUUUUGCCUCGAGAAUAUCAUAGUCAAUGUCAAAUUCACGACAGAAAACGUCGAAACCAUAUCUUUGCUAGACAAUCUCUAUUCAACAUUAUUACUGUCAACCGUGAACAGCUACUGUAACGAUAAUUCUUUCCAAUUUAGUAAGCUACAGCUGGCUGUUAAGUCUUGUCACUUUUUGCUCAACUGGUCCCUUUUAACUAAUUUCGAUUCCCUACAGAUUGUCCUUGCUCAGUGCUUGCUCAAGCUUGCCUUGAACUUAGAUUCUUUGAAUAACAUCGACUACCUUUGGAGAAAUAUUGGGUUAACAAAAAACUCAGUCAGCUACUUUUCGAAACUUAUAGAAAAAGUUUCACAUCAUGAAUUAAAAAAUGCAAUGAGAUUGCUAAGUAACGCAAAUUAUCAUAACUCAGAAGAACUCAACAGUCAUUUCCCGAGGUACACGGUUGCCGAAUUCCGCACAAUAGAAUUGCAGUCCUUACACAAGAGAAUGGAGCAAACUUUUUUUUACAAGGAUUCCAAAUUUGAUGGUUUUACUGAAGAGCUUACCCCUCAUGUAAUUGAUGAAUAUGACUUAGGUCUUUCCAAAAUCACAGCUUCUAUUUCAAGCCUAUCGACCAUAGACAUUAUAAAAACAAUUAAUAGGCUCGGGAAGUAUGGCUGCUACAUUACGGGUAACUACGAUCUCAACACCCAAACUUGCAAACUCUGUGAUUCAAACUUCAAUAUUACUUCCUAUGUUUCUAAAAAUGUCGAUAUAAAUAGGCCGAAGACUACCUCAGAUCCUAGAUUCCAGAAAUUAUACAGCUCCUUAGAAGCAAUCACAAGCAGUUAUUUUGAUACAGAUAAUAGUAGCAUCCUUAUAUCACUUUUGAUUGCACUAACUAGAGUAUUCAGAGCUUUGAGGCCGCCGAAACUUGAAGGUAAAUUUUGGGAGCUCUUGAAAAGAGGUUUUGAAAACAAAGUUAGAGAGAUUCGUCUUUUGACAGUAAAAUUGUUUCCUCUUGUAAUUUACUGUCCUGAAGACCAGCAAUUCGAACAUGAUUUAGAUCUGAUUUUAUCACAUCUUUUUACCUUCUCUCCUAAUAGCUCGAAUCUUCAUGUUUUCGAAGGAUACAUCUCAAGUUUGGGUGAGUUGCUAGUCAUUAAAUCAGUUGAUUCUAAAUAUUAUAUCAUACUUAACCAAUUGAUUAAGUUUAUGAGUGACUCAGACGAAUUUAGGUCUAACUUAGCAAUAUACGAGCUCAGAAUCGUUGCAGCCACAAAAAAUGUCACUCCUUGGCAAAUUGUAGAGCCUUUUAUACCAUUGCUCAGUCGAGACAUUGUUAGAGCUAGAAACUCUAAUCCCGGAAUUUUGACCAAUUUUUGUGCUGCUAUUGAAAUGAACUUAUCAUUGUUUUUGGAAAGAACUCUUAAGUAUACAGUUCCAUUUUUGAUUAAUUGCUACAAAGAGGACCAUAUAUCCUUUAUUGCCACCUCGAUCAAACGCUCAAAAUCAGACUUAAUUAGGACAGAGCUUGAUGAAAUACUGGCCUACUUAUUUGCGACUUAUGAGGAUAUUUCUCAUACAAAGAUCCUUAACAUAUUAUCGAUUUACGACCCUUACUAUAAAACCAUCAGUUUUGAUGAUUUGUUAGUUGCUUGUAAGGGCCCAUACUUUCUUUACAACCUACUUUAUCACUACAAUUCAGAAGCAGGUACUUUUGAAAGAAUCAAAAAGGCCAUAGGAAUGGUGAGUGUUACUUUAGGAUAUGGAACUAGUGAAAACGAAGCCACCCAAAGAAUUUUGAAUCGAUGGUUAUUGAUUAUAGUCCAGAUGGUUUCCACAACCUUGAAUGACCAGAAAGGAUAUAAUCCCUUUACUGUUAAGAUCAGGGCCAUAAAAUCAGUAACUUGCCUGUCGAAGUUAUGCACUAAAUUUGAUGCAUGUUUGGGUCAAAUCAUAACCGCAUUACAAUUGGCUUCAAAGUAUGAUGAGCUAAGAACUGAGGCAUUAUUAUGCAUAAAAUCAAUCAUCAACACUGUUAACCCUAGAAGUGUGGAAUUCAUUUUUGACUCUUUAUUGUCUCAAUUCAUCCAGCAGUUUAGCUUGUUCUCCGAUAGAAAUAAAGCAUUAACGACUGAUAUCAUCUUAUCAUUGCUGAAAAUUGUGCCGAAUAAAGAUUUGAGUUACAGAUUUGCACUAAAGAAGCUUCCAAGUAUGCAAAUGAUCAAUUUUCAGCAUGUGUCUGACAGAAAACUAGUUGCAGAUUUCAGAAUUAGAUUAAAAAGUGAUAAUAAAUGGAUCAUUGAGCAAGUAUUGGAUGACCUAGUUGAAUACUUAGAAAAGGGCCAAAUAAAAUUCCACCAAAUGUUAAAAGAAGAUGAACUUUUGCUGAGCUCUUUUAUGUCAAUCAUAGACACCCUUGUUACAAAUUCUUUCAGAACAAAUAUCAGUGAUGCAGGCUCCCAAAUAUCAUACAAGUCGGCCAAAGCAAUUUCGUUACUUGGCAAUUUAGAUUUGAAUAACUCAUCAGCUUUAUCCAGGCAUUUUACACAUAAUACUUACGACAACGUUACUAAUUUUCUUUUAGUUACGGAUUUAUAUCCCAAAAAAAAUUCAGAGCAAGAAGUAACACUUAUUGAAUUCUCAACUCACUUUUUGAAAAACAUUCUUGUUAGAUCAUUUGUUUCUUCCGUAAAUCCUGAAGAGCAAAGACUUUUGGCUUAUACUAUACAAGAAUAUCUAGCUAUUUUUCAAUUUCCUACAAAAACGUGGGAGAGUCUUGAUGACUUGACUAAAAAUAUUCUGGAGCCAUUGAAAGUUACAAGGUAUAAGCAAAAUUUCAAGCUAAAGCUAUCAGAGUAUCCAAUUUACAAAUCUACGAAAGAAUACUCGGUAUGGCUGAAAGAGCUAACAGCAAACUUACUGCAUACAUGUACGGUACUUGCUGAAAAAGUCACCAAAAUACCCACCCAAAUAGAAUCAAUAUGCUCAGUCAUACCGGUAUUGGAUCUAAGUAUUUCCAAAUUUGUAUUACCUUAUGCAGUCUUAUUUCUGGUGAUUAUCGAGCCUGAAAACAACAUUCAUAAGAAAAAUAUUCACAAAGAAUUUAUGCAGAUUUUAGAGCAAGAGUUGAACACUAUUAGUAAUGAUGUUGUAAAAGAAUGCUUGAAAAAAUGCGCCAUUGUUAUACUUGAAAUACUACAAUUUUUGAAAGCUUGGAUUAGCAAAGCUAAAGAAGAAGAAGAUGCUAUAAAAGCAACAAAUAGAUCAGGAUCCAAAAAUAAGAGAAUGUCCAUUCAACGAGUGACAAAAUUUAUUGAUUUAUUUCCAACUAAUGUUUUGGCGAAAAGAUGUGCAGAAUGUGAUAUUUACGAAGGGGCAAUCUUGUUCUUAGAGAAGAGCUUAAAGCAGAAUACAAUUGCUAAGGAAGAUUUUUUUUCAACCUUGAAGGAUAUGUAUGUUGAGCUUGAAAACUACGACGAAUUACAUGGAGCUUUGAAAACUUUUUCCACUAACAGUUUGAAUGACAAACUUCUUCAAUUUAAAUACAAUGAGGAUAUACAGGUGUCAAAUGAAUCCUUAAAUGCGAUUGCCCAAUACGACUUUGAGGGCGUAAUUAACACAAAUGUUGAACAGUUAGAUAGCAGUAAAGGCGCAGUAACUGAGUUGUUUGAAGUGUUGAGCAAAAAUUGCGAAUACGACCAACUAUUAUUGAAUUUGAAAAACUAUACAAUGAAGUCAGAAAAUGAAACAAAUAUGGGCCCUAUUAAUCAAGAAUGGGUCUUGCAAGGAAUUCAAGCUUCGAUCUUCACGGGGGACACAAACGACUUGAAAAAGUGGACAACAUUGAGCCAAGAGUCCAAUGUUAUUGCAAUACCGGGCUCUGACUUGUCGAUUUACUAUGAAAUUGCUGUUGGACUUAUGGCACUGAAAGACUCAUCAGUUCCUCGUUGUCUCAAACAUUUGGAAGAGGCUGUUAAAUAUAUUGGUUUGGCUAUUUCCAAUUCAGAGAAUAUUACACAUAGGAAGAUACCGGAUUACAUGGUCUUGCUACAUGCACUGUAUGAUUUCAAGUUACUUGUCAGAAUGGAUGAGAGAAAUGAUUCUACAAUACAGCAUUUGAAACGCAGAUUGCAAAGCUCAAAAAAAGAUUUCAAGUCAAUUUGGAAGAUCCAUUCUAUGAAGAGUAGCAUUUAUCGGUUGCACAGUGAUCCUGCUUUUCAGGAGCUAUAUAAAGAUUCAUUGAUCGAAGGUUGCAUGAUUCUAAGAGAAAAUGGAAAGCUACCUCAAGCCACAAAGUUAAUCACCAAAGCCCUUGUUCUGAAUGAUAGUAGCACCACAGGGGAAAUGACCCAAGCUUCCACCCUUCUCAUGAAUGUAGAAUUUUCCAAAUUAUUUUGGGCUCAAAAUGAUUAUGAAACCGCCUUGAAAACAAUGGGAUUGGUUGUCAAAGACAUGAGCAGCAAGAAUCCAUAUUUUCUAGAUUUUUCUUUGACAUACCUCAAUUGGUUAGAUAUAUCUGCAGAGGGAAGUAGUGAUUUGAUAAGAGAGAAGUAUAAUAUUCUGCUAAACGAUAAAAGAUUCGAACGUUCUGCAGAAAUAUAUUAUCAGUAUGCGGUUUAUCUCAACAAGUUAUUAGAGGCACAGGUUCCUGAUGAGGCCGACGGAUCGUUGGAUAUUCAAGUGAUUAAAUACUACAUAUUAGCUGUUAGCUAUUCAAAAACCUACGCACACGAGAUACUACCAAAAGCAAUCACUUUAUGGUUAGAUUACUACAAUAAAUAUUUGAUGCUUGAUUCGAGCUCUAAAGUUACUCGAAAAUUGAUUGACUCAAGAAGUAACACAUACCAGAAGAUAAAUUUAACCAUUGAGAAGUGUGUUUCAGAGUUAGGAUGCAAGUGGUAUAUUGUCUUAUCUCAAAUCAUUUCCAGAAUAACGCAUGAUGACAAAAAAAUUACAGACAUUAUAUCUAAAGUGAUAAUUGAGUUAACAGUAAAAUAUCCAUGGUUAUUACUUUAUUCAGUUUUUGCACAAGCCAGGUCUGUUGACAAUAAUAGAAGGAAAAUAGGUACAAGUAUUUUAACCAAAUUGCAAGAUACGAGGAUUGCAGCUACUAAUGGCACUCCUCAACUAUCAAAACUCAUUGCUUCGGGAUUGAUUUUACUUGAAGCUAUUAUGUCAGUCUGCAAUGCUACCCAUAAUUACAAGCAUCCUAAAUCGGGUAACUUAUUCAAAGAUUUAUACAAAGACUUGAAUUUUGAUUACCCAAGAGAUUCAGAGUGCUGUGCUCUUGCUCUACCAAUUAAAUACAACAUGGAUUUGUUAUACAACUUAAGAAAUGAUGUUGAGAAGAGAGUCAUCUUUUAUAUGAAGUUCCACGAAAAGGUAAAAAUCCUUUUUUCGUUACAGCAACCGAAAAGGGUGAAAGUAACAGGCACGAACGGCUCGUUUUAUUACUUAUUAUUCAAGCCUCGUGACGAUUUACGUAAGGACAAUAAAGUGAUGGAGUUUUCAACUGUCAUGAAUGACUUGCUAGCUAAAAACUAUGAGACUCAAACCAGAAACAUGCAAAUCAAAAGUUUUGCUGCAACUCCAUUAAAUGAAACCACUGGUAUCAUUGAGUGGGUUCAGAACUUUAUUACCCUACGUCCCAUUAUAGACAAGCAAUUAAAAAGAAAUGGCAUAACGUUGAAUAUGAGAAGCAUGAAAGCUGAGCUUGGUGAAGCAAAAGAAGAUGAUAAAUUGAACAUUUUUGAAGCUUAUCUCAAAAAAUACCCUCCUGUCUUGGGUGAGUGGAUGGUUGAGAAUUCACCAAACAUCACAGAAUGGUACAAAUUUCGGUCGCUAUUUACCAGAUCUUUGGCAGUAAUGUCUGUGGUUGGUUAUCUCAUUGGCGUGGGUGAUAGGCAUUUGGACAAUAUAAUGUUGAAUAAAAACACAGGCAUGAUUAUGCACAUUGAUUUUGACUGCAUGUUCGAAAAAGGGAAGAAAUUGAGUGUUCCAGAAAUAGUGCCAUUUCGGUUGACUCCUAAUCUAGAAGAAGCAAUGGGUGUUUUAGGUUUUGAAGGAUCGUUCAGAAAAUCAUGUGAGCUAACAAUGUCUUUGAUAAGGGACAAUGAAAAUAUUCUCAUGAAUUUCCUUGAAAGUUUCAUCCACGAUCCACUUAUGGAUUGGAGAAGUAACAAUUCCUCUGAGAGAGGUGGUGAAGAACGUAAUCAACUGCGUAUCAAGCGGAAUCAAGAACGUGUUUAUAAAAUUUUAAGGAGAAAAAUUUGUGGUAUAUUGACCAAGGACGACGAUAAUACGGGUUAUCGUGACAGUGGAGGAUUAAGCGUUAGUGUAAGUUUCCAAGUUGACUUAUUAAUACAAACGGCAGUCAGUCAUGAAAAUCUUUCCAAAAUGUUCUUUGGUUGGAUGCCAUUUUUAUAG